Molecule: messenger RNA, 3608 nt
Organism: Linum tenue
Lineage: Eukaryota; Viridiplantae; Streptophyta; Magnoliopsida; Malpighiales; Linaceae
Source: the annotation of a GenBank genome assembly
ACCGUAUUAAGCAUUAACCCGUAAAAUAAGUCAUCAAAAUCAAACGGUAAAGUUUCCAAUUCCCAAAAUCCUGGCAACGGCCCACACUCCAUGACCAUAGCUAGUAGCGUGUCCGGCCCAGCGGAGUGGGCUCAUGCUCCUUCACGCUGCGCUCACAUGUACCCGCUGAUUUCCCUCCUUCCUCUCCUUCCCCUUCCUUUAUAUCUCUGCUUCUUCCCCCCAACCACUGCAGCACAGCAGUAGCUCAGCCAUUACUGAGAGAGAGUGAAGUGGAAGCAGAAGAAGAAGAUGAAGCCGCUCUCUCUCCCUCACUCCUCUUCCACAAUUCUUCUCCUCCUUCUCCUCUGCUUCCAUGGCGUCGUCGCCGCCGCCUCUUCCAACUCUUCUUCCUCCUCCGCCCCUUCCAAGAUUGGGAAAGGCUACCGCCUAAUCUCCCUCGAAGAAACUCCCGACGGAGGAUUCCUCGGCCACCUCCAAGUCAAGCAGAAGAACAAAAUCUAUGGCGCCGAUAUCCCCACGCUCCAGCUCUUCGUCAAGCACGAAACGGACGACCGGCUGCGGGUUCACAUUACGGACGCGGAGAAGCAGAGGUGGGAGGUUCCGUACGACCUCCUCCCGCGAGACCAGCCGCCGGUGGCGAAGCAGACGAUAGGGAGGUCGAGGAAGAACCUAAUCGGCGUCCAGGACUACGCGACCUCAUCCGGCGAGCUGAUUUUCAGCUACACGGCGGACCCGUUCAGCUUCGCCGUGAGGAGGAAGUCGACCGGGCAGACUCUGUUCAACACCAGCUCCGGCGGCCCGUUCGGGCCAAUGGUUUUCAAGGACCAGUACCUGGAGAUCUCCACGAAGCUUCCCGAGGACGCGUCGCUGUACGGCCUCGGGGAGAACACGCAGCCGCACGGGAUCAAGCUGAACCCCGGGGAUCCGUACACUCUGUACACGACCGACAUAUCGGCGAUUAACCUGAAUGCGGAUCUGUACGGGUCGCACCCGGUUUACAUGGACCUCCGAAACGUGAAGGGGAAGCCUUAUGCUCACGGGGUUUUGCUGUUGAACAGCAACGGGAUGGAUGUUUUCUACAAGGGGAGUUCGCUAACGUACAAGGUGAUUGGGGGCGUUUUCGACUUUUACUUCUUCGCCGGUCCGAGUCCUUUGGGCGUCAUCGAUCAGUACACUUCUUUGGUUGGCAGACCGGCCCCCAUGCCUUACUGGGCUUUCGGAUUCCACCAAUGCAGAUGGGGAUAUCACAACCUCUCAGUGGUCGAAGAUGUGGUUGACAGCUACAAGAAGGCCAAGAUCCCACUCGACGUGAUCUGGAACGACGAUGAUCACAUGGAUUUCCACAAGGACUUCACCUUAAGCCCCAUCAGCUACCCUCGCGAGAAGCUGCGAGCCUUCCUAGACAAGAUCCACGGAAUCGGCAUGAAGUACAUUGUCAUCAUUGAUCCUGGGAUCAACGUCAAUUCCACUUACGGCGUUUACAACAGAGGCCUCGCAGAUGACGUGUUCAUCAAGUACGAAGGCCAGCCUUACCUGGCUCAGGUAUGGCCUGGAGCAGUCAACUUCCCCGACUUCCUCAACCCUAAAACUGUCUCAUGGUGGGGGGACGAAAUCCGUCGCUUCCACGACAUGGUCCCUGUCGACGGCCUGUGGAUCGACAUGAAUGAAGCUUCCAACUUCUGCUCCGGACUGUGCACAAUCCCCAAGGGGAAGAAGUGCCCGACGGGGACCGGCCCGGGUUGGAUAUGUUGCUUGGACUGCAAGAACAUUACCAAGUCCAGGUGGGACGACCCUCCUUACAAGAUCAACGCCUCAGGAUUGCAGGCGCCAAUUGGUUUCAAGACCAUAGCCACCAGCGCAGUUCAUUACAACGGCGUGUUGGAGUACGACGCACACAGUCUCUACGGAUUCUCGCAAUCCAUUGCUACCCACAAGGCGCUUCAGGGUCUUCAGGGGAAGCGCCCCUUCAUCCUUUCGCGCUCCACCUAUGUCGGAUCGGGGAAAUACGCUGCUCAUUGGACCGGCGACAACCAAGGGAACUGGGAGAAUUUGAAAUACUCCAUACCCACAAUGCUCAACUUCGGCAUCUUCGGUGUGCCGAUGGUUGGUUCAGAUAUAUGCGGGUUCUACCCUGCUCCAACGGAGGAGCUCUGCAACCGUUGGAUCGAAUUGGGCGCUUUCUACCCGUUCUCCAGAGACCACGCCAACUUCUACUCGCCGAGGCAGGAGCUUUACCAGUGGGAAUCGGUUGCCGAGUCCGCAAGAAACGCUCUUGCCUUGAGGUACAAGCUUCUGCCGUACCUCUACACGUUGAGCUACGACGCUCACUUGACGGGAGCUCCCAUCGCCAGGCCGGUUUUCUUCUCGUUCCCUACCUACACCGAAUGUUACGGGCUGAGCACGCAGUUCUUGUUAGGCAGCGGCCUCUUGAUUUCUCCGGUGCUCGAGCAGGGGAAGACGCAAGUGAAGGCGCUGUUCCCUCCCGGUUCGUGGUACAGCAUGUCCGACAUGUCUCGAUCCAUCGAUUCGAAGGGCGAGUACUACACGUUGGACGCGCCGUUGCACUUCAUCAACGUGCACUUGUAUCAGAACACAAUUCUGCCGAUGCAGAGAGGCGGAAUGAUUUCGAAGGACGCCAGGACGACGCCGUUCAGCCUCGUCGUGACCUUCCCUGCUGGAUCUACCGACGGAGCGGAAGCGAGAGGGAGUUUGUUUAUGGACAACGACGAGCUUCCGGAGAUGAAGCUAGGGAACGGCGAAUCGACGUACAUUGAGUUCUACGCUACCGUCAGUAAAGGGAGCGUGAAGUUGUGGUCGGAGGUGCAGGAAGGGAAGUUUGCGUUGGGGAAAGGAUUGGUCAUUGAGAAGGUGUCGGUGUUGGGGCUGGGUGGAAGUGGGUCGUCGCCGUCGGAUGUUCAAGUCGACGGGAAUUCGGUCUCUGCGGCGGUGGCUUCGAAGGUGCAGGUGAGGUCGGUGGAGCAGAUCGGCGUUGCGUCAUCGGCCGGUGGAGAUGAGAAGGCGAAGAAGAGUUUGCUGGUGGAGGUGAGUGGGUUGGAGAUUCCGGUGGGGAAGAACUUUGCUAUGACGUGGCACAUGGGAUUGUAGAUUCUCUCUUGCUUGGAAGGUUUUUUUUUAGCAGUUCGAGUGGAGAAGAUGAAGAAGAAGAAGAAGAUGAUGAUGUACUGUAUUUUGUAUCUUAGUGUAUGUGGCAAUGGGUCGGGUUUUAAUUAGGUCGGUGUUUUCGUUGUUUCCGGGUCGGGUAUCUCUCGGUUGCCUACGCAUUUUGCUUGGAGAGAAGAAGAGACUUGAGCUUUGAAAAGGACUUGGCUCUCUCUCAUUCUUCUCCUUGCGAGCUAAGUUAUUUUCAGAUGUGCAUUCUGCUGCCAUGAAAAUUGAUAAUGCAGAAAUGUCAGGUUCCUUUGGUUUUGUUUAUGGCUUCCGGCUCUGUAAUUGUUUUUUGAUGAACAAUCACAAAAAAACAAUUUAAAGAGUUUGAUGGAUUUAGCUGGGUAUUCUUGAAAUGUGAGGACUUAAUCCACAGAAGAACUAUUACUCUUCAAACUCCGGUAUUAUUAUGAAUGUACAAAUGAUCUACACGUGUACACCUC